UUUACUCCAUGCCAAUCAGCAAAUAAGGAAAAAGACAAGUUCUCCCUCCAGCAUUAUCCUGAGGCAUGUAAGGAGAACGUUCUUCUCUGAGAACCGUCACUUGUUAUUGCAGCUCCGUGCCUGACACCCCAUAUUCUCACCAUGAAGAUUGCCGUCUUCCUCAUCCUUAUUCUGAACCUCACCAAUGCUCAUGAUUCUUCAGAUCAGUUUCCAGGCAAAAACUCCACAAUAACAGUAACCAUAGAUGGUGUCUCAUAUCAGAUUCCGAAACUGAAACCUCUGGAUAAAUGCACACUGCAAGCUUAUAUCAAUACUGCACUCUCCAUAUUAAAGGCUGAGGAAGAUUACAGGAAUUGCUCUGAAAGUGAGAGAGCAACAAGAGGACAAUGUGUAGCUGACCAGUCCUACAGCUUGCUGAAAAUAAUAGCCUUUGAAUUGGGAUGUGAGUUUAAGACUCUAUUAAAAUUACUGGGAUAUACAGAUGAACGUGUUGAAUUAGUCGUGACUGAAGACUAUGACCAAUUAUUAGAAAAUAAGUCUGUCGGCGAUAUAGUUGGAGAUGUUAUGCGCUGUUUGGAAGGACUUUCGGCAAGACCUCAAAUUCUUUUUAAGGAUCAACUGGUGACCACAAACAAUCAUGUGGAAGGACUUUCGGCAGUACCUCAAAUUCUUUUUAAGGAUCAACUGGUGACCACAAACAAUCAUGUGUUACUUGUCAAAAAUAUGAUUUCUCACAGUUUUAUACAUGAUACACUUGAGGAUGAAAGAAAAAUAUUAUCUGCUUUACUUUUCGGAAGCAAGUCUCAAUUUCAGGAAUUUUUAUCAAUCUUGAAAAAUGUUGGCAAUGCAUAGCUGGUAUAUAAAAGUGUAUAAUCAGGUAUUGUGCGUCGGUGAAUCCCAGACGCAGGGCAGGAACACGGGUGGAUCAUGCCAGUGACCCUGUAUCUCUGUCACAUUAAUCAUCAUCAUUUCUUUUAAUGAAUUAUUUGAUGUAGAGGAAUUAGAUCUUCUGAUUUGAUGGUGUGAUUACUGCUUCUCAAUAAAUUGUAUUCCAAGCAUCACUUUAA
This is a messenger RNA of Pseudophryne corroboree (corroboree frog), 1067 nucleotides long. RefSeq lists its product as uncharacterized. NCBI's taxonomy places the organism in Eukaryota, Metazoa, Chordata, Amphibia, Anura, Myobatrachidae. The coding region runs from base 142 to 852 and encodes 236 amino acids. The record is from RefSeq and is a predicted model, not a curated record. The transcript has 12 exons.